AUGUCUCAUAUGUUCGGGUUUAUCCUCAAAGAUCGCACAUACGAUCUUAUUGAUGUCAGCGGCCUUGCCCCUCCUAGAAUUGCGAAAGACUCCAUUGAUCAGUUGGUAAUGAGGCCUGAAAGCAACAAGAAUACGAUCAAGGCGAUUGCUCAGACCUCCCGGUACUGGCAAGACACUCACAGCUGGCCAUUGCUUAGCAUCACCGCAGCUGAUCUGGGUCAUGAACCAGUCGAACUAGAGAGAAAUCUCCUCAAGUUCUUUAGAGACGCCAAUAGCUGGGACGCCAUCGUACCUUUGGACGAAGCCGACGUGUAUCUGGAACGACGUUCAAGCAAUGAUCUUAAGAGAAAUAGUAUCGUGUCAAUUUUUCUACGCGCGCUUGAAUACUUCCAAGGAAUUCUGUUUUUAACUACUAAUCGUGUGGGCGACUUUGACGAAGCGUUCUUGUCUCGUAUCCAUGUGGCGAUCGGCUAUGAGCCCCUUGAUGACGCGGCGCGGGAGCAGAUCUGGAGUAACCUCUUCCGCAAACUUAAGGAAGAUCACAAACACGGCGGGCUGGAUAUCCAUUAUGAAUAUGGUGCUAAAGAAUAUGUUCGAAAGAGCGAGGAAAUCAAGAAGCUGGAAUGGAACGGUCGCGAAAUUCGUAAUGGUAAGUUGGCCUUUCUGUCUCGUGUCUCCCCUUGGCUAAAUUUCAUACCUACGGCUUUUCAAUCCGCUGUUGCGCUUGCACUCUACGAUUCUAGGAAGGCUAGGGAAAGUGGUGUCUCGAUUGAGGAUUCUAUCCCGGAAGUCAAAGAGGCGCAUCUGAAAGAAAUUGCGCACAUGUCUACAGCGUUUAAGAAUUACAUCACGUCUACUCAUCAAGGCGUUAAGGAUUCAGACAUGGCAUAUAGACUCGGAAUCCGAGAUGACAACUUCGGUAAGUCUCAGAAGACAGCAUGAAUGGGUAUCAAGAGAUGCGAUAUACGCCACGGUCUCGAAGUUAGUAGCUAGCUAUUUAACAUUAAGUACAUUAGGUAGUCGACCAUUUAGAGGAUAUGCAACGCAUUUUGAAGUAGGGGUGAAACUCAUGGCGCUUAUCUGUUUAUUAACGGGACCUAGCCUUCGUAGAUCUAGAUCUAGAUCCUAGAAUGUG
This is a messenger RNA of Daldinia loculata, 1135 nucleotides long. RefSeq lists its product as uncharacterized. The coding region runs from base 1 to 942 and encodes 313 amino acids. NCBI's taxonomy places the organism in Eukaryota, Fungi, Ascomycota, Sordariomycetes, Xylariales, Hypoxylaceae. Gene Ontology annotation, molecular function: ATP hydrolysis activity; ATP binding. The transcript is spliced from 5 exons. The record is from RefSeq and is a predicted model, not a curated record.